UAUGGACACAUGACUGUUGGUUGAUACAGAUGGGAAUAAAUCUGUGACAGGAGCCUGAUGUCAACAAACUUCCACAACUUCUGUGAACUUUAGCUGCUGAAGAGGGCAGCAGCGGCUAUCCUUUGACAUAAAUCGGAGGCGGAAACAAGUCGGUCUGAUGAUUCCUCCGGAGGAUUUUGAAGCUCGUGCAGCAAGCAGAGAUCCGUUUCCGCUGGGGUGUAUUGAUUAUUGUUUUUAUAUUUCUAACCGUGUGGAUCGCGAUGCAGUGCGGUUGGCCUCUGCUAGGGCCGCUGCAGUGGAUCCGUUACGUCAACAAGCAGGUGAAGGUGACGGUGGGAAAAGAUGAAGAGCACCGCGGCUGGCUGCUCACCGUGGACCCGGUGUCCGCCAGUCUCGUCCUGGUGGACUUCAGGGAGGAUGGGGGGACGUCUGUGCUGGUGGUGAUGGGUCACGCUGUAGAGGAGGUGCAGGUCCUGCAGGAGGCUGACGAGGAGACCGCAGACCGUCUCCGGACCUCCUUCCUCCCCCCGAGGACCUGCAGCCUGGACCCCGAGGAGCUGAGGAAGAGGAGGGGGGGUAUCCGGAGCUGGCUCGAGAAGAACCAGGUCCCUGUGGAGGAGGAGGGAGAUGAGCUGAGGGUGGCGGGGGUCCUGACCAUCAGGGCCCCGUACAGACCUGAAGACUGCUACAGCUCCAACCAGAUCAUCCUGGACCGCAUCCAGAAACUGAUCCAGAAUGUGAUCAAGCUCCAAACAGAUCAUCCUGAACCGCAUCCAGAAACUGAACCAGAACCUGAUCGAGCUCCAACCAGUUCAUCCUGGACCACACCCAGAGACUGAUCCAGAAUCUGAUCCAGACUGAUAUCUGAACCCAAACCGGGUCUGUUAAAUCCACCAAUCAGAUUCCUGCUGUCAAAUCAGAGUGCAGCAGCAGCUGUGACUGACAGCUGGUCUGGAACCAGUCUGACUCUUUUUGUCCAAUUUAAAAAUCACUCAAGGUUGAAGCCCCGCCCCUCACCUGCAGAUGUCAUCAGUCUCGUGAAAAUGAGACACUCACAAAAUAAAAGUCUCUUUUGACGCGAUGUCUGAGAUUCAGUUCCGACAGAAAAGUAAUUUACUCCAAUUAUAAUGAAUUUUUUUUUUUAUCGCACAGAAUAAAACUGACAUUGUUAAAUGUACAAACGCAAACAAUAAGUUUAAAUAAAAUUCAAUUGAUUAAAACCAGAAGCUUUCUGAUCAGAUGUUUGAUACAACAGAGCUGCCACUAAUGAAUAUCUUCACUACCAAUUAAUCUUCCAGGUAUUUUCUCAAUUAGUCGAUUAUUUGGUCUAAAAUAAACUUAAAAAACAGAGACGUCCUUUAAUGUUUCUUUUUGUCCAAAGAUUAGUUACUGGGAUGAAAAACUUGAACUAGUGAAUAUUUAUUGACUUAAGCGAUUAAUCAGUGAUCAGUCGCUGAUUAUUAUUCUGUCAGCGGACUGACUGGUUAGUGAAGUGAUGGAUUAGUGGAUUGUAUCUGACAGUUAUUGAUUCCUAGACGCACUGGUGUCAGUGGUUUGAUCAGAACAUUAACAGAGAAUAAACUAAAAAUUAAGAUUUGUUUUUGUGUAAAUGACAAAAAUACAGAUCGAGUGUUUGAAGUCUCAACAUGUACAGAGGCGUGUGUGAACUGUGUUUCAAGAUUAAUAUUCUGAGAUGUAGUCCUUAUGGGAUGCUGCAAGACGAGGGUUGGAUGUGGAGGAAAGACCUGUCGGAUUCAAACCCGAGACAUUUGUGUCACACGUUGUUCAUCUGAACCUCUCCACCACCAGGACGUCCAGUUUCUGUCAAUCUUAAUUUUGUUUAGAGGCUCACAGCUUUAAAAACUCUGUGAAAUGUUCCUUUAUCUCAGACUUCCCGUUUGAUCACUGUUAUUUAAAAAAUAAAAGUUGGAUUUGCUGAA
Xiphias gladius (swordfish) is the source of this 1940-nucleotide messenger RNA. It is a transcript of the gene gemin6, whose product is annotated as gem (nuclear organelle) associated protein 6. The coding region runs from base 261 to 839 and encodes 192 amino acids. Gene Ontology annotation, biological process: spliceosomal snRNP assembly; spliceosomal complex assembly. Gene Ontology annotation, cellular component: SMN complex; nucleus. The transcript is spliced from 3 exons. Lineage: Eukaryota; Metazoa; Chordata; Actinopteri; Istiophoriformes; Xiphiidae. The record is from RefSeq and is a predicted model, not a curated record.